Molecule: messenger RNA, 886 nt
Organism: Zootoca vivipara (common lizard)
Lineage: Eukaryota; Metazoa; Chordata; Lepidosauria; Squamata; Lacertidae
Source: RefSeq, a predicted model, not a curated record
AUGACUGAGUUUUCCAAAGUGAGGGAGCCUUUCCCCAACGUCUACUUUGUUCUGGUGAAAUCCCUGGAGAGACGUGGAUGCCUGCCAGAUGAUGAUGAGAGUCCUCUGACAGGAAGGCCCCAGCGGAUGCUGUGGCGCAGGGCCAUUGAAAAACCUUCGCUGGAAGUCGUGGGAACGACUCAGCCUGGGAACCGCCGCAUCCUGGGAGGGACUGGAGCCCAGACAAGGGCCUCUCGCCUCAGAGGUACGGGGACAGGGGGGAGGGGGGCCUUAGCGAGCACACCAGAAAGGCAUGCAGGAUCAGGCCAAGGGCUCACCUGCUCCAGCCUCCUCUUCUCCCAGGGGCCACCCAGAUGCCACUGGGAAAGCAGCAAACAGGAUCUGAGCCCAAGAAGCAGUGCCCAGUGUCCCGUUCUCCCCUGCUUCAAUGAUCCCUUCUUUCUUGCAGGAUCUCCUGUCUGCACCACUGGGGCUGCUGCCCAAGCCUCCCCCAAAAGAGCAGCGAGGGAACGACUCAGCCUGGGAGCCGCCGCAUCCUGGGAGGGACUGGAGCCCAGACAAGGGCUUCUCCCCUCAGAGGAUCUCCUGUCUGCACCGCUGUGGCUGCUGCCAAAGCCUCCCAUAAAAAGAACAGGAACGUCUGCCAGGAGGAUACCAAGUCCUUCUUCCUCCACAGGGCCACGCUUCAAGAUAAUGGUCUCCAUCACCAGCACCCAAGCUGAUGGACAGAGAGUGAGACUCCAUCUUCCGUUGCGUUCCAGUCUGGCCUUUCUGAAUUGUAAAGUCCUUCCAAGUCGCUGGAGGAAACCAUUCUGCUCAGUGCCUUGCAUGUCUUCUGGGAUGCCACGCAUGCUGUCUGAAUGUGCCAGUUUCUGACUGGAGGAGA